AUGGCGACAUCUCCCUCUCCAUCCCCAUCUUCAGAAGCAAACACAAAGCCUCUCCGCAGGGCAGCCGUCAAACCACGAAAGACAUUUCGAGAGCUCUUCCUGCAUCGCCUGCCGCACUACAAUGGACCCUACAAUGUCGGAUACAUGGAUAUAGAAGUGCCAGUUCGCGAGCCCCGGCCAGUCUCCAACCUUCGAAGAUGCGGAAAGCCGGUGCUUCGACUAGACACCAUCCUGAUGGGAAUAUACUAUCCCUGUGACCUGCAGGCCUCCCCCGGUGCACAUCGCGUCGACUGGAUGCCGCGGCCACGAGUAGCAACUGCUAAAGGCUACGCCAAAUACCUCAACAUUCCAGCACUUCCCGUCACCGCAUAUCUUGCCUGCACCUCCCUCUUCACAAAGCUGCCUGCCUUCAGAAACGCCAAAUUGGCUGCCCACUGGCCGGAGGAAAUGUGCAAAGACUCCGGUCCAACCGGGCAAAAGGCGAGAGAAGAGGAGCAAGAUCCUACGAGCCGGCCGAAAUUCCCCGUCAUCAUCUUCAGCCACGGACUUGGCGGCUCACGGCUCUGCUACAGCUCCAUCUGUGGCGAGCUCGCAAGCUUCGGAUUCGUCGUGGUGGCGAUAGAGCAUCGCGAUGGCAGCGGCGCGAGGACCUAUGUCAGUCUUCCGGGCAACGUUGAGGCCGCGGCCAUUGAAUUAUCAACCGCCGAGAUACACACAAAUAACGAUGGCGAUGAGAAAGACGGCAAGGAUAAAAAGGUGCAACGUCGAAGGCAAGAUGGACUGAACCCAUAUUAUGUCGUCGACUACAUCCUUCCCAAAGACAAUGCGCAGGACACCCGCCCUCACAACAGCAGAGGCGUUGACCACACAUUACGGUCAGCACAAAUUGUACUACGGCAGGGAGAGAUCAAAGAAGCCUAUUACAUUCUCGAUCUGAUCAACUCGGGCCAUGGAGACGACGUCGCCGCAAUGAACCUCCGAAAAAAGGGCAACGUGGGAUCCAGCUCGAUAGGCCUCAGAGGCAUCAAUUGGGACGAUUGGAAAGACAGCAUGUUUCUCAACAAUGUCACCAUGAUGGGACACUCUUUUGGAGGUGCAACCACGGUCCAAACCUGCCGAGAUGAUUCGCUAGAAUGGCUGGGCCAGGGUGUCAUACUCGAUGCCUGGGGCCAAGCAACGCCACCUGCAGGAGAGACGAGAAAAGAGAGGGUCACCAAGCCCCUUAUCUCGAUCUCGUCUGAAGCGUUCAUGCACUGGAAGGACAACUUUGAUAAAGUCGUCGAAUUUAGCAAUGAAGCCCGUGAAUCCGGCGCAUUAUGCUGGAUGCUCACCAUAGUCGGGUCAACUCACCUGGCCAUGACUGAUCUCGCCAUUCUCUAUCCUCAAUGGAUGUCAAUCUUCAUGAAGUCCAUGGUCAACCCGACACGCGCAAUUUCCCUGACAGUCACGGCGUCAUUGGAGUUUCUCAAGAUCAUAUUGCCUCCAGAACAGACAAAGUACAACAUGUGGGCAGACGAGCAGCUCCUCAAAUCCGCAGAGCCACCGUCCGACCCCACAGAAGUCCUCCGAACAGACCACGCACCCGAUCCCAAAUGGGUCGCCGUGCGCCUCAAGAUACCCAACGAGCUCUCGGUCAGGUUCAAAGCUUGGCUUCGCCGGACUUGGCGGCUUAUCAUCUGCGCUGGCCGCGAAGCCGUCGAGCUGACUCAUGGGUUGUACGACUUUGGGGAGCAGGAGGAGAUCUGGACUCACAUAUGUCCUACGCAUGAGGCAGUCGAGGCGCACAUGAAACAGCCUUACAAGUAUGCCGCAAGCCAAGAGUGGGACGGUUUUUUGGAUAUCAAGAUAGAGGCAUAUAUCUACAUAUGAAUGACGCGCGAUGA
Molecule: messenger RNA, 1883 nt
Organism: Trichoderma reesei QM6a
Lineage: Eukaryota; Fungi; Ascomycota; Sordariomycetes; Hypocreales; Hypocreaceae
Exons: 2
Coding region: 1-1869 (622 amino acids)
Molecular function (GO): 1-alkyl-2-acetylglycerophosphocholine esterase activity
Source: RefSeq, a predicted model, not a curated record